AUGUCUGUCAAAUUCCAACAAGAGACUAUUCGCACCACUGGCGUCAAGCCCGAGGACUUGACGCCAAAAGACCUGGCGCACAAGGUCGGCGAGCGUUUGACUGGCGGUGACACCCACACCGGUUAUCUCGCUGCCUACUUGAAGCAGCUCCAGACAAACCCUCUUCGCACAAAGAUGCUCACGUCCGGUGUUCUCUCGGCUCUUCAAGAAUUCGUCGCCUCGUGGCUUGCUCAUGAUGUCAGCAAGCACGGCCAUUACUUCAGCUCCCGCGUGCCGAAGAUGGCGCUCUACGGAAUGUUCAUCAGUGCGCCCAUGGGCCACGUUCUCAUUGGAAUUCUGCAAAAGAUUUUUUCUGGCCGGACGAGUUUGAAGGCCAAGAUUUUGCAGAUCUUGGUUAGCAACUUGAUUAUUGCCCCCAUCCAAAAUUCCGUCUACCUGGUCUCCAUGGCCAUCAUCGCCGGAGCUCGCACUUUCCACCAAGUGCGCGCCACCGUGCGCGCCGGUUUCAUGCCCGUCAUGAAAGUCAGCUGGAUCACAUCCCCCAUCGCGCUGGCCUUUGCCCAGUACUUCCUCCCCGAACACACCUGGGUGCCUUUCUUCAACAUUGUUGGAUUCAUUAUUGGUACAUAUGUCAACACUCAUACCAAGAAGAAGCGCCUCGAAGCUUUGCGACGACAAUACGACCAGCGACGAGGUGGUCCUCCCGGUCCUUACCCUCCUCCUGGUAGUGAAUACAGCCGUCGUGACUAA
Molecule: messenger RNA, 750 nt
Organism: Talaromyces amestolkiae
Lineage: Eukaryota; Fungi; Ascomycota; Eurotiomycetes; Eurotiales; Trichocomaceae
Exons: 3
Coding region: 1-750 (249 amino acids)
Cellular component (GO): cytoplasm; membrane
Source: RefSeq, a predicted model, not a curated record